CUAUAAACACACCGACUGGGGGACGACCAGGCGUUGUUGUCCGAAGAAAUGAUUCAAGAAAGUGAGCCAACAAAGGCCUUCACCAUGGAUUUAACAAGUUCUAAACUGAUUCCCAUUUGUGUAUAAAAUGAGAUGAACAUGACGAAGUGUGAACAAUGAGUAGGAACCUGUUCAGUCGGUACAGUGCUCCUAAAAAGAGUGUUAUAUCCCGCACUACAGAACGGGAAGUUGAGAGGGAGGCUAAGAAAUUAGAAGGGCUGGAAGAUACAACAAAAAAGUUGUACAAAGACAUGAAGAGAUGUAUAGAAUCUUGUACAGCCACAGCAAAAGCCGAAAGAAAAAUUCCCCGGGAUCUUCUUGCUAGUGCCCUCUGUCAGCAGGAUACAGAACUAAAAUCUUUGGUAGAAGAUUGGGACCAUGCUGCUGUACGAUUGGAGCAUCAUCAACAAGAACUUAAUUCCUGCUGUCAGAAAGUGGUGAUGGAACCUACUAAAAAAUUAAGCAGUAUUUUCCCGGGUGUUCAGGCCGCAAUAAAGAAGAGGCAGCAAAGUCUACAGGAGUAUAACAAAUGCCAGGCCAAAAUUGACAAAUACCAAGAGCGAGAGAGAACUGGGGGCAAUGUGGUUAAGAGAGAGACAAGUAAAAAAGUUUUACAAAAUGCUAAAGAAGAAUUUGAGACCCAGCACUCCACCCUAAUGGAAGAGAUGCCAAAGCUGUAUGAGGCCAGGACAGAUUACUUCCAGCCUAGUUUUGAGGCACUGGUGAGGUCACAGGUUUCCUAUCACGCAGAGGCUUUCAAGAUAUACAGUGAGCUCUCCCACCAAAUGACGGACAAAGAUGGCCUCUCAGAUGAAGAUUACAGCGCUGUGAUGCAACAAAAACUGACAGACAUCAAAGCCCUGUCAAUCACUGUUGAUUGAGAGAUGGAUGUGGCUUGUUUAUUAAUUGACAGUAUUUGAACACCAACAAAUCAUGCUUCCACAACCAGCCUUUGCUGGAAAGAAUCUUUCAAAUUGAUCCAAUAAUCCAUGACGAGUCUCACUUUCAUUUUAUAUUAUAGGAUGUGUUGCAGAUAUUGGGUAUGGCUUAAAAGUGAGAAUGGAAUGCUGAUCGUAUGCAGUGUAAAUGUUGUGAUCACCGUGACCACUAUGCCAGACUGUUUUUUAUGUGUUAAUCGCCAUUGGUGCUAGUUACGUGAAACUUUGAUACAAGCACGCCGAAUAAUGACAUUGUGGUCAUCAGCGUAGAACUUAGACUAAUGAUUGAUUUCUGACUGGCUUUCAGUGACAGUGCUAUAACACUUGACAUUAGGCUAUUGGAGACCAGUCCCUGUUCUACUCAGUUUUGUCUUCUGAACAAUUCCUUGUGACAUUUAUACUGGGUUGCACUCAGGAGCAAUGGAAACAUUUCUAAAAUGGUUGUGGUAGGAGAACAGUGAAAUAAAAAGAACGUCCAAGUGCCAUCAAAAAAUAUGGCUACUCUUUAACCCUCAUCUACCAGUAAUAAUGUCAGUAAAAGUUAGUAUUUAAUUGGGCCACAAAGGCAAAUCUGAAGUAUAGUACUGUCAGCCCAAUCAAAUUUAUCAUUGCUCGGAUAAACUAUCUAUGAUUCAUUGCACAGAGGUGGAAUUUAGUUUUUGAUUUCAUGACGGCGUUUAGUUAUAAUGUUAUAUACAUAGACACACGAAAACGACAACUGCCAUGACAGCAACUCCAUUUACAUCAUUUCUGCAAAAUAGCAUGGUGUCUCCCGCAUUCAUUAUUAUAAACGCUUGAGAUUAUUUUUAAAUAGUACCAUGGGCAGGCUCCAGAGGGUAUGUGUGUAUUAAAAUUGUGACAUUAUGAAUUUUUAUGUUUAUGUGACGUCAAAAUAUAAUAGAAUCUUUGUACUUGGUGGGUAAAUGAACGAUACUCGUGAACAUCGCAAUUUAUAACAAGUUAUAACAAAUUAUAAUGGUUAUAAGAUCGCAGGUAGAUUAUUAAUAUAAUGUGUAAACCCACGAGUGAGAAAAACCUGCUGUGUUUUGAUUUGUUUUUUCUUCGCCUGAUGAUUUUCGCAGUCUACUGGAUAGGCUACGAUACCUCGGGAAGAAU
Messenger RNA from Liolophura sinensis, 2093 nucleotides. RefSeq names its product bridging integrator 3-like. Gene Ontology annotation, cellular component: cytoplasm; actin cytoskeleton. Gene Ontology annotation, biological process: actin cortical patch localization; plasma membrane tubulation; endocytosis. NCBI's taxonomy places the organism in Eukaryota, Metazoa, Mollusca, Polyplacophora, Chitonida, Chitonidae. Gene Ontology annotation, molecular function: protein binding; lipid binding. The record is from RefSeq and is a predicted model, not a curated record.